AAUCGAGUACGAGGUUGCGCAGGAGGCGGGUGCGAGACCAUAGUUCAGAGCGCGAAGCUCAUUCCACACACACCUUGAGAGAAGGAAGUAAGUUAAAAACACAAGCUCAGAUCCAGAUUUAUGCCAGGUAUAAUAUGGAAGAUGAGGUUUCAACUGAUGUCAGUUUAGAAGUUCUACACUGAUCUAGUCUACCCAUGAGAACUUUAGACAUAUAAAAAUGGCAAAUAUACCGGCAAGCCAGGUUGAUUCUCAGCUUGCAAUUGCACUAGAAAAGAUUGAAGAAGUUGUUGUUGCAAUGCUAAGUGAGACAUCUGGUGUUCCUCUUCAAACAAUCAAAAGCUUUAGAACUGUUUUAACAAAUGUUUGUUCAGGUGCUGAUCUAAUAUCAUGGCUAAUGAAACAUCUACGAAUAUACAGUAGAGAGGAAGCUUUGUGCUUAGCUAGAACUAUUGCAUCUCAUGGUUAUAUUCAUACUGUGCCAGACUGCAAACUGACUGCCAAAGAUGAUGCAACCAGUCAUAGAUUUCAGAACCAAUACUUUUGGCCAUCUGCAUGCAAUGAAGUGACUGUUCAUAACUAUGCCGUCUAUUUGUGCAAACGGAUGAUUUCAAAUAAAAGCCGAUUGCAGCUGGAUGAAUGGGAACUGGAGGUGUUUACGAAGCUCAGAAGACAGUUAGAAAAGAGAUGGGACCUAAUUUACAUGGAGGCUGAUGCGAAAUACAAAGUCGAGAAGAAAAAGGACAAAGCGCAGAAGCGAAUAAAUGAAACUCAAGAAAGGGCCUUUUGGAAUCUCCACAGACCACCGCCUGGUGCCAAAAAUGUUCUGGAAGCCGACAUAAAGAAAGUAAGAAUGGAUGAGAAUGGUUUUGGGCCGAGGCAUGGCAAGGCCCGGGUCAGCCUCCAAUUAGCCGCAGCAAAGAUGUCUGAAGAUGCUUUGAAUCAUGCUCUAGACGAUGCAAUGAGAAAGGUAGAUGAUAUUCGGCAACUGUUUCUAAAGCAAAGAAUCAAGUCUUCGUCAGCUGCAGAAAGUUUGAUCAAGAAAACAUCACAAUACGCAACAUAUGACCCACUUCUCACCACCCCGACACCAUCAAAUCCCUGGAUAUCAGAUGACAAUGCAUUCUGGCAAGAUAAUAACAAAAAAGCUGUGCCUCCCCAAAAGCAAGUCCGUCGUUGGUGCUUUUCGUUGGACGACUUGUUGAGUGAUCCCCAAGGAACAAUGAUAUUUUUGAAAUAUUUGGAAAAAGAAUUCAGUGCAGAAAAUCUAAGGUUUUGGCUCGCUGUAGAAGAAUUCAAGUACUGCCCUCUUUCAUCAAUUAACAGCACUGCCAAGGAAAUCCUAAGGGAUUACAUUGGUAACAAUGCUGUUUAUCCUAUUAACGUUGAUCAGAGAGCAGUUGAACUGGUUAAUGAAAGAAUGCUAGCUCCAAAUCAUUCCACCUUUGAUCCUGCCCAGAAUCAGAUUUACACCCUAAUGAAGACAGAUACCUACAAGCGAUUUUUGAAGUCAGAGAAUUACUUGUCGCUUUUGAGAGAUACUCCACAAUCAAGGCGUGGGCGAAGUCGAACUGCUCAGUGGUUUGUGUAGCAUUAAGCGAAAGAUUAUUGCUGAUGGCCUGUGAUAAAAAGCAAAGGACUGGCUUCUCUGUAGUGAUGUCAAUUCAAGACUUCAUACACGUUUAUUUACUAAUCAUUUCUCUGUAUACCCGCCCAUUCAACGACAUACCCGGUCGUACAAACUGCAUGCCCUCAUCUUGUAUGAAGUUUCAUAUCCCCCUCUUACCAAUGCAUUUACAAUUUGUUUAAGUUAAGGUGGUACACUGAUAAGGUCUCCGCGCCUUAUUUCAUAGUGUGUUCUAUGGUUUCGGCAAGAUGUGGCCCUAACAUUGAGGAGUCAAUGUUCCCAAGUUCCCUGAAUUUUUCGAAAAUGCCUAGAAUAAACCCAGCAAGGAUGAAACCAUUUGGAAUGCAUAUCUUAGCCACAUGGUCAAAAUACUACUUUCUUCCCAUGAAUAAAAUCAGUAUGUUCUAAAGCAUGGAAAAACAAUAAGCAUGGCCUAAAAACUUGUCCCUUCGCCGCUUUUGCUUAUUUUUCAUGUAAACAUAACGCAGGAAUAACGUCCCA
Molecule: messenger RNA, 2125 nt
Organism: Rhopilema esculentum
Lineage: Eukaryota; Metazoa; Cnidaria; Scyphozoa; Rhizostomeae; Rhizostomatidae
Product: regulator of G protein signaling 7
Biological process (GO): intracellular signal transduction; positive regulation of GTPase activity; regulation of G protein-coupled receptor signaling pathway
Cellular component (GO): cytoplasm
Molecular function (GO): GTPase activator activity
Source: RefSeq, a predicted model, not a curated record